This is a messenger RNA of Rotaria sordida, 1116 nucleotides long. NCBI's taxonomy places the organism in Eukaryota, Metazoa, Rotifera, Eurotatoria, Philodinida, Philodinidae. The record is from the annotation of a GenBank genome assembly.
AUGGGCCGUUUAUUUCGAUCAAAUAAAACAAGUGACUCGACAACUGAAAAUAUGGCACCGAAUUCCCAUCCAGCUCGACAAGUUCCAUCGGUUGUUUCGAAUAUUACUAAAAAUUCAUCAUUGCAACAAAAUAAUAACAUCAUAUCAAAUUCGACAGCCACUAGAAACUCUGAUAUUACUUCAACGGUUGAAACAGUAUAUUCAAAUAAAAAUUCCGAAGCAGCAUCUAGCUUAUUUAAAUCGAAUUCUCCUCGAUCUCUAAGCGAAAUAGAACCAAUAAAAGAAAUUGAAAAAUCAAAUAUGAAAUCUUCAACUGAUAAAAAUCGAUUCUUUCAAAGCGAAAAACAACAAACGAACACUAAAAUUGAAGAGAAAAAAUUGGAGAAACGAUAUCGUCGUCAAAGAUUAUGUUCUUGUUGUACACCACGUUGUUUUUGGUGUAUUGCUUUACUCAUAUUAUUACUAAGUGGCCUUACUGCUCUACUUAUAGCUCUACUGGUGAAUACAACAUCGGCCACAACUACAACAGUUACGACUACUACAGGUACGACAAGUACUACUACUUCUGUCACCACUACGACUGCUACAACGGCAACUACCACUACUACAACUACAACGACAACAGAUACCACAACUACAACGACAACGGAUACCACAACUACAACAUCGGCUACAACAACUACAACCACGACGACAACGACGACAACAACUUCAACAACUACUACCACUACCACCACGUCGACUACAACAACUACAACCACGACGACAAAGACUACUGCAACGACAACAACAACAACUAGCGCAACUACGUCGACAACUACCAGCCAAACUACUACAACGACUACCAGCGAGACUACCACGACGACUACAAGCGAAACUACUACAACGACUACCAGCGAGACUACCACAACGACUACAAGCGAAACUACUACAACGACUACUAGCGAGACUACUACAACAACUACCAUUCAUAUGGAUGAAGCAAAUGCAGGUGAAAAUGAAGCAACUGAAGGUGAAAAUGAUGCAAAUGAAGGUGAAAAUGAUGCAAAUGAAGGUGAAAAUGAUGUACAUGAAGGUGAAAAUGAUGCAAAUGAAGACUCUGACAAAGAGAAUUAA